Molecule: messenger RNA, 2094 nt
Organism: Mycotypha africana
Lineage: Eukaryota; Fungi; Mucoromycota; Mucoromycetes; Mucorales; Mycotyphaceae
Exons: 4
Coding region: 89-1762 (557 amino acids)
Source: RefSeq, a predicted model, not a curated record
CAAUUUCUUUUUUUUUUUUUACAGUUUGCACAGUCAUUGUUUUUGUUUCCUGCCUAGCUCAUAGCUUGAUCAUAACAAAGAAAGUAUAAUGACCUCCUCUUUCAAGGUUCCCAAGAAACGUCGCUUACGUCAAUUUGACGAUAAUAAACCGACCAAACGCGAAAAAGAAGGAGAAAGUAUAGAGUUUAGUUCGAUAGAAAAUUUACUCGAUAGGAAGAGAAACUUUAAUGAGAGAGAAGGGAAGGUUAAUGAGAUAACAAAGCUCUUCAAUGAACUAGAUCGUGAUCUGGAAGAAAGAGAGCGAAAUGGAGAGUUCGGUAUUGAGAUUGGUGAGAAGAAAAACGCUGAGGAAGAGUUGAAAGAACAUCGAAAAGCUCAUUUAGUAGAUUUUGACGACAACUUUUUAAUGAACGAAGACGAUGAAAAGGAAGCAGCCAUGAUUGAAAAGGACUUGCGUGAAGCAGCACGACUUUAUUUGGAAGAAGAAACUCAAGAAAAUAUUGAUAAGGUGCUUAAAGCCAACAAGAAACAAACAGAAGUAGUCGACGCACUUGACCGAUGGCAUCAAAGCUUUUUCAGAUCAGGCGUUAAACAUAUCCGACAACCAACUUUGAUAUCGAAAGAAGUCGGUAUAGGGCAGAAAGAAAUACAUAUCUCAGAACUAUCAGCAACGUCGAGAGGGAGAACAUUUUUACUAGAAUCAGGCUGUAUGAAAGAUUGGUAUCAUAGUGGUUGGAAAUGCCCCAAUUAUAUCUAUCAAUGGCUAUUUGAAGUGGUUGGUUUAGAAACGAACAAAAUUGCUGCAAGAAAUGCCCUUUCUACGCUAUUUGACUUAUGGACAUUACCCGGCAGUGAAGAGGAAACAAAAUCGUCACACAUCUACAAUCAACGUUACAUUGAAUUGAAGACGUUCAAAUCAGUAUUAGCAGAAUACGAUGCCAUUCCUUCUUCAAUUGUUGAAGAUAUUUUUUCAUCAUCAGAUGAAGAAACAGACGUAGAUACGCAGAGUCAAAAUGAUACGAAUUACGAUACCCAGGAAUGCCGCCAUAUUCCAUUAUCUCAGUUAGGCUGGAUGGUCAAAGCCUUCAGCUUUUCUGUUAGAUUAUGGUCAAAGGCUUAUACAUCAUACGAGAUUCGGCAUACUGUCAGAUUGUUACUACAACUUUCAAUUGAUAAAACAGGCUAUUUAGUGUUACAGGAUAUACAAACUGCGAUUGAUAAUUGCUUGUUUGCUAUGGAUAGAAGUACAUGGGAGACGGAAACUAAAACCAUUGCCAAUGACAUUUGUGACAUGGUUCCGUCGGUUACAAAACAGAUGCAUUUAUUUGAUGCCAUCAAACCUGUAUACGGUAGAUCAUGUCAUUUUAGGAGAGUGCUAGGCGUGACAUGCUUGGAACGAUGCUUAGAAAAGGAUAUGCCUGGUAGUGUUCAAUAUGUAUCAACAGACCAAUCCAUCAUCAAACAAGUAGCACAAAUAUUUCAUCAUCCAAAGGGCUUUUUCAAGAAAAAGGGUAUUGAAAUGGACUAUGAAGAAUGCUACAUUAAAGUAGCAAUACUAGAUGCUGCUAUCGGUUCAAACGAGGCCGAAAUAAGAAAUGACAAAGAAAGUAUCUUAUCCAUUGCUAAUGCUUUGAGAGAUAUCGGUCUACAAAUUGGUGCAAAAUUGGGUGUCAUGAACAAAACUUUGGCGAACGAGAUUAUCCAAAGAGUGUGGUCAAGGAUUACCUACGUACUUGGCAAAACCACCAAGCUUGAACUGUAGUGAACAGAAUACCCAUUGAUUAUUUCUACCACAGCUGACACGCUACCCGCUAUUUAAUUCAAUAUAAACCAUCAGGCCAUCAUCAUAUGCACAUUAUCAGCCUAGAUUUGGGGCUUAUUUUUCGUUAUCUAGGAUGCCAAGUGAAGUAUUUCUCAUACCUUAACGUUCUAUUCUGCGGAGCAGAAAAGUGACACAUCUCUCAAUACACUUUAUACCCAACAUCAACAUCUAUGCCGUUAUCGAUACGACAGGAGUGCAAUUUUUUGCCAAAGCCUUUUGUCAUAUGUAGUGACUGAUCCCUACUCAUCAGGCAGCAUUGGUAGAUUUCUUGA